This is a messenger RNA of Spodoptera litura, 1818 nucleotides long. It is a transcript of the gene Coq2, whose product is annotated as ubiquinone biosynthesis protein COQ2, mitochondrial. Gene Ontology annotation, cellular component: mitochondrial inner membrane. Gene Ontology annotation, biological process: ubiquinone biosynthetic process. The record is from RefSeq and is a predicted model, not a curated record. Gene Ontology annotation, molecular function: 4-hydroxybenzoate polyprenyltransferase activity. NCBI's taxonomy places the organism in Eukaryota, Metazoa, Arthropoda, Insecta, Lepidoptera, Noctuidae.
CGGCACGACGGGCACUGACGGCACAUUGCUUUUGAUUAGCUAUGUCGGAAUUUUAAUUUUAUGUAACUAAUUUAACUAAUUAUUUUCAUGAAAACAUCUUCUUAUAACAGUACAAAGUCUAUCCCAAGUGUACCCUUACAUAAAACCGUGUACAAUUGUGUAAAAGUCCUUGAAAUUGACAUUAACCUUUGAAAAAACAAUAUGAUUCGUUCAAGUUCAUAAUUUUGUAUAAUAAGUGUCGAAUUACUUUAAAUUGCGACUCAUUUGUCGUUCUGUAAUAAUAAUUAAGGUUAUAGUGAAACCAGGGCUGUGAGCACCAACCAAAUACCAAAAAAUGUUAAACAAUAGUAUAAAAAUGUACAAAAUAACGCAAUUACAAACAUUAAUACAACGAACAAUAUUGUUGAAUGCAAAACGGAAACUCAGCGUUCCACGGACAUAUUCCUGUCUCUGCGGACAAGUAUAUUUAAAAAAUAUACCACAUAAAUAUGAAAUUACUCGAGUACAUUCAACGCAAAGUGAUCAACAUAGACAAAAAGUUGUCAUAGAGACGACAUCACCGAAGAUUGUCUAUGAAAAGUUGGAAGAAAAGGUUUUACCCAACCAUAGACAUAUAGAAGUUGGUUCGGGGUUCUGGAAGGAGAAUAUUGACCCAUAUUUGAAAUUAGCAAGAUGGGAUAAACCUAUAGGAAUAUACCUACUCUAUUGGCCCUGUGCGUGGUCAAUAGCAAUGGCUUCGGUUCCCGGGACGGUCCCUCUACAGACGUCAUUACAGACGGCCGGACUGUUCCUGGUGGGCGCUGGACUGAUGAGGGGCGCCGGGUGCACUAUUAAUGAUAUGUGGGACAGGGAUGUUGAUGCCAAGGUAGAAAGGACGAAGUCCCGUCCCCUAGUGACGGGCGCGGUGUCUGAGACACAAGCGGUGGUGUUCCUAGCGGCACAACUUAGUCUAGCACUCGCUGUGUUACUGCAGUUGAAUUGUUACAGCAUCGUGCUCGGAGCUAGCAGUAUGCUCCUAGUAGUAACGUACCCUUUAGCAAAACGCUAUACAAACUACCCUCAAAUAUUUCUGGGAGCCACAUUCAACUGGGGCGCCCUAUUAGGCUACAGCGCUAUACAGGGUGACCUGAACCUGGCAAUCUGUGGCCCCCUGUAUAUAGGGGCGCUAGCUUGGACUGUGGUGUAUGAUACUAUUUAUGCGCAUCAGGAUAAAGAAGAUGAUAUGAAAGUUGGUGUGAAAUCAACUGCUCUAACGUUUGGCGCCAACACUCGGCCAGCGCUGAGCUUGUGUCUGGGUGUGAGCGCACUAUCACUGAGUUUAGCUGGACAAGCUGCAGAGCUGGGCCUCCCGUAUCAACUCGCUGUAAUAGCUUAUGUAGCUCAUGCUGCUAGACAGAUAUACACUCUAGACAUGGAGAAUCCAGAAGAUUGUGCGUCAAAGUUCAAAUCAAAUGCGUCAGUAGGUGCCAUUAUUCUCAUGGGUAUAUUAGCAGGAGGGUACAAGAAAUAUAUGAAUAAUGUAGCUGAAGGUAAAAAUAUACAGGACACAGCAAAAAGCUGUUUAUUCAGCUAAGAAAAUCUUAAGUGGUACUUUUAGUGCCACUUGGGAUUUAAGUGUAUAUUGUGCUAAAGAAAUAGGAAAUUUUAAAGGUACUACAUUAUGUUAGGUUAAACGAGGGACAUGUUCAAACCCACAAUAAUAUAUGGUCACAUGAACCUAACAGACAUCCAAGGUGUAGUUUAUAACCGUGUCAUUUCUCGGGGGCAUGUCACAGAAGUCAUAAAGGUUCAAUGUAAGAGAAAGUUUCGGGCCAAUAG